AUGCCGGUGGCUGCUCUCCAUCUUCAUGUGAAAUAUACCAAUUUGCCGGAAAAACCCCUAACAGCAUUGCCUCUUGGAUACCGCUUAAAUUUCAACGUCGAGUCGCGCGAUCAUCUGGGCCGCACAUUCGAUGCUGCCAAACAUUUGCUGAAUUUUAGACCUCAUCGAUUCGACUUAACUGAAAUCUUUCCAAGCAACGACAACCAUUCUUUCGAUAUUCUAUUAAAAGAAGUUGGUGAGACAGUGUUCAAGGUUUGGGAUCGAAAUAAUCCCGAGCUUGAGGUAUUUUUACGACUCCCAGUUGCCGAUGCUAUUUUACCUCGUUUGGAUUCGCUCACCGUUUCGGAGAUUAUCUGCUUCAAUUCGCCACUGCCAACAGUUGUCUGGAAGGAACUGGAUGCAAAGCGACAUUUUCAGUUUGUUGAUGCAGCUGGUGGUGUUGCGGUGGCACGGGAAGCAGGCGAAGCUGUUGUUGCAUCAUAUGAUCUGGAAAAUCAGGCGAUUUUUACCAAGAUGAAGAUUGUUCCUGCAACUUCAUUAUAUUUCUCGGCUGCGCCGUCUUUCAUCUCGAAUAUAAAGGGACAUCGAUACGUUCUUCCAGUUACUGUCGACAAUGAAGGGCACAGUCCAUCCAAUGUCCAUGGUACUGGUUAUUUUUUCUAUUUUCUGUUUUUUCCAUGGUACUGGUUAUUUUUUUUUUCAUGA
Messenger RNA from Gongylonema pulchrum, 705 nucleotides. NCBI's taxonomy places the organism in Eukaryota, Metazoa, Nematoda, Chromadorea, Rhabditida, Gongylonematidae. The record is from the annotation of a GenBank genome assembly.